This is a messenger RNA of Nannospalax galili (Upper Galilee mountains blind mole rat), 1206 nucleotides long. RefSeq names its product myosin regulatory light chain 12B. The transcript has 4 exons. The coding region runs from base 351 to 869 and encodes 172 amino acids. The record is from RefSeq and is a predicted model, not a curated record. Gene Ontology annotation, cellular component: cytoplasm; stress fiber; myofibril. NCBI's taxonomy places the organism in Eukaryota, Metazoa, Chordata, Mammalia, Rodentia, Spalacidae. Gene Ontology annotation, molecular function: calcium ion binding.
AUCCUGGGCCGCAGCUGCGCCUGGAGCCUCCGGGCGGCGGGACCCACAGCCGGCCCAGUAGUGGGCGCCGGGCUGGGGCAGAGGAGGCUCUGGGAGGCCUGGCCUGGAAGCCCGGGGCCGCAGAACCCUGGACGUCCCCGGUACCGUGUGCUCAGGCGCUGCGGCACCUGGAUGACUUGCACACCUGGUGCCCUCUGCCUUCUCCCUGCACCUGCCCGUCACCCACCUCCCCGCCCGGCUGCAGGCCCAGACACUGGGCUACUCCUGAUAGCUUGAAUUGGUACUAGAUGCUUUGAGGGCGUAAGGAGACUCCUAGUGCACGGUUCCUGCCUAAGAAUUAAAUAGCCACCAUGUCGAGCAAAAAAGCAAAGACCAAGACCACCAAGAAGCGCCCUCAGCGUGCAACAUCCAAUGUGUUCGCCAUGUUUGACCAGUCCCAGAUCCAGGAGUUCAAAGAGGCCUUCAACAUGAUUGAUCAGAACCGGGAUGGCUUCAUCGACAAGGAAGACUUGCACGACAUGCUUGCUUCUCUAGGGAAGAAUCCCACUGACGCAUACCUGGACGCCAUGAUGAAUGAGGCCCCGGGCCCCAUCAAUUUCACCAUGUUCCUCACCAUGUUUGGGGAGAAGUUGAAUGGCACAGAUCCUGAAGACGUCAUCAGAAAUGCCUUCGCUUGCUUUGAUGAAGAAGCAACUGGCACCAUCCAGGAGGAUUACCUGAGAGAGCUGCUGACCACCAUGGGUGAUCGGUUUACAGAUGAGGAAGUGGAUGAGCUCUACCGAGAAGCCCCCAUUGACAAAAAGGGGAAUUUCAAUUACAUCGAGUUCACACGCAUCCUCAAACACGGGGCAAAGGACAAAGACGACUGAGAGCACUUAGCUCCACCUUUCCAUUUCUGGCGUCUCACUGUUUGGUUUCUCACACACUUCCUGCCCUCUUAGAACCUGUUGCAUGCAACAUAGCUUCACAGCUUUGCCUCCCACCCUUCUUUUGAUGUAUUUAUUCCAAGUCUUUCUGUCACUUAGGACUUGUAUAAUCAAACUGGAAAUGGGGACAAGGUUGUAAAUUGUAUUGAUAAUGAGAUGCGAAUAAAAAUCAACAAAUGUGAAAGCCCAGGAAAAUAUAUCCGUAUUUCUGGUUUUGCUGGAUUUUUACAUUUUUAUAUAAUAAAAAUACUAUUUUGAAAUAAAGGUUAUGCUGACUCAA